This is a messenger RNA of Laccaria bicolor S238N-H82, 417 nucleotides long. RefSeq lists its product as uncharacterized. The record is from RefSeq and is a predicted model, not a curated record. The transcript is spliced from 3 exons. Lineage: Eukaryota; Fungi; Basidiomycota; Agaricomycetes; Agaricales; Hydnangiaceae. Gene Ontology annotation, biological process: proteasome assembly. Bases 1 to 417 code for a protein of 138 amino acids.
AUGCUUGUCACUACGAAAUACCUCGAGUCCCAAAAUGCAUCUCUCCCAUCGCUUGUACUCCAAGUGACCCAGCUUGUGGACUCGUAUAUGCUGUGGAUCGGUGUCAGUGAAGGGUCACCCGAUGACGCUCAGAUUACCGUCAUGAGAGGCAGGUUAUCGAAGGAUUGGGCUUGUGCCAUGCCCCCGAAAGCCCCUAGCCUGGUAGGACCUGCAACCUCCUUCUUCCGUUCAUCCACUUCAGACGUUGCACUGUCAAUGGCACAGCGUCUAGCAAAACGCUUUAAAAAGCAGAUGUUCUUGUCUGUCGACGUACCCCAUUCCUUCCUUUCGAUGGGGAAUGGACAAGAGUUGUUACUAGAGGCAGAGCGUGGUAUUGUGGUGACAUUGAAAGAAAUGGAGGGUGCACAGACCAAGUAG